This is a messenger RNA of Rubroshorea leprosula, 1362 nucleotides long. Lineage: Eukaryota; Viridiplantae; Streptophyta; Magnoliopsida; Malvales; Dipterocarpaceae. The record is from the annotation of a GenBank genome assembly.
UGUAAGAACUUCUGCAUGUUUUUGAAUGCUGUCACUUGAGAUUUUUCGUCAAAGUCAAAUGUGAGGAUUUGCGUUGCCUUUCAUUAUGAGGUAUUGUUCACUCCGACUCUUUAGAGUCUCAUGAGGGCAAAAUCUUGAGGCUUAAAGGCAAAGCAAACAAUACCUUCUGUUGUGAUGUGUCACAAAUCAUGACAUGAAUGUGACUUACUUAUUGAUUUUUGCCACAGUGUUUCUGGCCAGAAGAUGAUCAUGCUGGUUCAAGUGCAUUCCGGCAAUUGCCACCAGUUGAAGUAUCAUCUACAACUCUCUCCUCUGUACAGCAUCCUGUGCAGGAACAGUUCAGAGAAAACACUACUUUUAUCAGCUCUGCGGCAAGUACACCAGAUUUCAUGAAUAGCAUUGCCUUGGAAGAGCAAGAAUAUCCGGUUGAUAUGAGAACCCACAAAUCUCAAUAUCAAAUAAAGAAUAUUAAUUUAAUAGAUAAGGAACCUGUUCCAGAAAGAAACCCCCGGGAGUUGAAAUUAUCCGGAGACAAGGCCCGAGAUGUUAAAGAACCUGUCACUGCAGUGCAUCUGCCCCAAAAUGAAAAUGCCAUCAGGGAAUCUAAUAUAGACCACAAAACUGCACGAGAAACCAGUCCGAAAAAGCGGUUGAAAAUGCAUUCAAAAGGGUUAGCCGGUAGUGACCGAAAGGAUCUAUUCAUAUUCCCAGAAACGCCUCCACUGAUGCACAAGCCUAGUCCUCCAUCGGUAUACAUUUUCAAUGCACUUCUAGGCAUAAUUUUAUUCAUAGCUUUAUCUGGGACCUGGUUAUGGUAGGUAAUGCUUAAAGUAUAAAAAUUUUAAGCUAAUCUAACCCUGUAUGGCUCAAUCUAUGUUAUCUAGUUCUCAUUGAGUCGGAAGUCCAAGGCAUUCCAUGGCUAAGGUAUAUCCUUUUCCAUUUUCAGGUCAGUAAUACUUCAAGUUCAAAUGGGUAUUGAAUCUUAACACGGUAUCGACAGUCCCAUAUUGCCUAGUUUAUCAUCUUGAUGUAUCUACUCUUCAUGUGUAGUCUAUAGUAGCUGCAACAAAUGUGAGUAGCAGUCUUCUUACUCUUUCUCACUUUACUUUUCUGGAUAACAGGGCAAAAAUUCAUGAUGUAAAUGUAUGUGUUAUGCCAGGAUCCAUGGAAGAAGUGGUGGUUGUAUCCUUUGCCCUGAUAAGCUUGUUUUUCCUUUCCUUAUCCAUGUGUUCUACCGCUGUCUUGAAUUUUUUUGCCGUUUCAACUUUUUGUGGAGCAUAAGGGUUACGCCACUACAUUUGUAUUUGUUUUGUAUGGCUUGUAGUAUCCUUGUACUAACAUCAAUAAAUUUUUAAUUCAUUC